Lytechinus pictus (painted urchin) is the source of this 2895-nucleotide messenger RNA. RefSeq lists its product as uncharacterized. Bases 253 to 1716 code for a protein of 487 amino acids. The transcript has 2 exons. Gene Ontology annotation, biological process: protein monoubiquitination. NCBI's taxonomy places the organism in Eukaryota, Metazoa, Echinodermata, Echinoidea, Temnopleuroida, Toxopneustidae. Gene Ontology annotation, molecular function: zinc ion binding; ubiquitin protein ligase activity. The record is from RefSeq and is a predicted model, not a curated record.
AUGCACAAUUGAAACAUGUCAAAGGUUACUGGGAAUUCCCAAUCACUAAAAAUAGUUUGAUAUUGAACUAGAAUUCGUAAACAACUGUAAAUUUGCACACGAUUCGGUACACACCACUAUUAUGAAUUGAUGUAGCCAAAAUAUCUAAUACUGCUGCUAUUAGACCCCGUAUAAUAUUAUUACUUCGAUCAAACUGAGAAACAUAUCGUUUUUAAUGGACAUAAGCAGAUUGAUUCUUAUAAAAAUCUAACCAUGGCUGAAGCAUUAAAGACUGUCAUCUCCCAGAGUACAGAGUGUCCAGUGUGUCGUUCUACAUUCACCGAUCCCAAGAUCCUGUCAUGUUCUCACACUUUCUGCAAGACUUGUCUGGACAACCUUUUAGAGUACCACGGUAACUCCCAGAUCCGAUGCCCUGUCUGUAGAGCUGUAACCCAGGUCCCAAACAAAGAUGUCGGCAGACUACAGGUAAAUCUUGCUUUGAAGAGUCUAAUAGAGGAUAUGAAGGGCCAUCAUCAGAUUUGCACAAAUUGUAAAUCCAAUGACAAGCCCCAUGCUAAUGUCUACUGUCAAGAUUGUGACACGUAUCUCUGCACCUUUUGUCUUAUUAAGCACUCUCAAUGGGAAGGCUUUAUCGAUCAUGAAGUUAUUGCCAUGAGUGAGAUCUCGUCAGGCAAGGUGUCUGUACGUAGAUACCGCAAAUGCAGGAAACACCCGAAAGAAGAUGAGGGAAAAGGUGUAUUUAAGAGAAACAUUAGAAAUAAUGAGCUAGGCCUUGGUAAGGUUGCUAAUGUAGUUGGAAAAGAUGAGCUAGGCCUUGGUAAGAUUAUUUAUGUAAUGAUUAUAAUAAUAGUUAGUUUUUGUAUAGCUCAAAUCGCUCUUCAGCAUAAUAUUGUAGUUGGCCUUGGUAAGAUUUUUAAUGUAGACCGAGUUGAAGAGAACGUCGUUUUGCCUACUUAUAACAUUGCUAAUGUAAAGAGCGUUGCUUUGCCAGCUAAGAAUAGCAUGAAUGCUAUGGUUAGUACACCAGACGGUAGGAUGGCAGUAGGAUAUCACUCCGGUGGCAUCUCCAUCUUCUCUUCUGAUGGUAAGCUUCAGCAGACAGUUCUUAAGGAUGUUAACGUUCGUGGAUUAGGGUUCCUCUCUAAUGGUCGAUGUGUUGUGAUUGAUUUUUCAAACAGCAUCACACUGUACACACCAGAGUACACAAAGAUGAAUGUAAUGUUUAAGAUUCUGAGUAAAGAUGAAGUUGGGAUUCUCACUGUUGAUGGUGAUGAUCAGAUCUACAUGACCUACUGGAAAGUCAUGAAGAUCCAGGUAUUUUCAACAGCAGGAGGGCAAGCAAUCAGGGAGAUACCAUGCAACGGGUAUUCACCACAUCAAAUCACUAGUUACGAUGGUUUUCUGAUCACUUCAUCAAUUGAUACUAUCAGAUUAAUAAACAAACAGGGUGCUGUACAACAUGAAUUAAAGAAACCGGGUAGUCCCCUUUUCGCUGCUGUAUCUCAGUGGGAUACAAUCCUGAUGGCCAAGGUGGAGGAGGAUGAAGGUUUGGUGAGCAUUGACGAGUAUACAAAUGAACUAAGACAUAUCCGAAACCUAGUAAAUGACUUCAAGAUUGAGAAGCCUGAGAGAGUUUGGUAUUACCUCCAGCAGUACCGAUCAGGAGAGAUCGCCUUCUGCACUCCGGAUAGACUCUAUAUAUUCAAACAAAAAUAAUGGAUGAUAUUAACAUUGAUAUAUGAUAUCACAAUAUCGCAGAAGGUGGCGGGGGGGGGGGGAUUUCCACUGAGUUGCCAUUUUCUGUUAAAGUAAGCUGCUAUUAUAUAGAACUACAAGAAACAGUUGUUGGAUAAUUUCUUUCUGGUUUCUCACCAAUAAAAAUGCAUAUCGCUGCUUGUAUCUUUUUAUUUUCAACUUUGGAUGUAUCAACCAUCAUCUUUAUCAUGUUUAUCAUGUUUAUUCUGUGUUUGGAAAUUCUCAUACCUGCAUAUCAGACACAAUGUUGUUAAAUAUUUUAUGACAAACCAAAUGAUUCUCUAUCCUUAUACAUGACUAUAUAUAAUAUUUGACUAGUAAUGCCCAUGGGGUGUGUGAGGUCUUUAUCAUUGAUAUCAAAAGUGUGUACAUUAUGCUAUACUGUUUAUGCGCGUAUAUACUUGUAUUAAUAAAUUGGAAUAUCGUGAUUCUAUGAUAUGAUUAUAUCUAGACAUUAUUAUAAUGUGUAAAUAAAUAAAUAUUACCUUCGUGGAAAUGGUCUGAUUAACACUCUUAAAAAUUUUCGAAGUAGAUCAACUUGAAAUUGCAAUUAUAUGGAAUUACUCGAAUGUAAAACACACAAAAAACUUAUUGUAUUUCAGAAAAUAGCACGAAUAAAAAAAAAACAUAAUUAGUAGAUCUCAAUUUUUAUUUUCGGCUUUCCAAUUAUCAAGCAUCAUCUUUAUCAUGUUCAUCCUAUUUGAGGGAAUUUCUAGUUCUUGUAUUUUAGACAUAAUUUUAUUUAGAUAUUUCAUGAGAAAUCAAAUGAUUCUCCAUUCAUGUACAUGUAUAUAAUAUUUGACUAGUAUUGACCAUGGUGGCGGUGAGAUGUUUACCAUCGAUAUUAAAGAGUGUAUAUAACUGUUUAUCUAUGUAUACCUGUAUUCUUUAUUAUGAAGAAUAAUUAUCAUAAUCCUUACAAUGUAUUUGUAUUCUGGUAGACAUACGUACAUGUAUGGCUUUCCUGUGUAUAAAUAAUUUUCACUGUAUUUGAUGCGGAAAUUGUUUGAAUUACACUACUACUUUUUUAAAGUAUAUAGUUCAAUGCAAUGAUAAUGCAAUUAUAUGGAAUAACUCGAUUAUGAAAUAAAAAAUAACUUUAUUGUAUUUCAGACAAUGGCACAAAAAAUGUACAGUAAA